UCCCCCAGCCCUAUCGAGAUUCCCCUAAACCCUCCAGACGGCUGCAUAAAUUAAACACACUUCGCUCUCAGCUCAGUGCCUCACCUUCCUUAACCGAGAAGCAUAUUGCUGUCAAUUGGUCGAUGCGCCUGCCUCGGUGUGGGUAUAAAAGCGAAGCUAGCUGCUGCUAGUGCCAUAAAAAAGAGUGGAGUGAGUGGCAGCUGAUCUAUCGAGCUAGUCGGUGGCAAUGGAGGUGCAGAGGAGAGGCUGCGGUCUGGUGCACUUGCGAGUUGUGGUUGCCGCUGUGCUGAUGAUGGCGACGGGGCUGCGCGCGCAGCUGCGGGUAGGGUUCUACGACAACUCGUGCCCGGCGGCGGAGAUCAUCGUGCAGCAGGAGGUGAGCAAGGCGGUUGCGGCCAACCCGGGCCUCGCAGCCGGCCUCCUCCGGCUCCACUUCCACGACUGCUUCGUCGGGGGGUGCGACGCGUCAGUGCUGAUCGACUCGACCAAGGGCAACACGGCGGAGAAGGACGCCGGGCCCAACACCAGCCUGCGGGGCUUCGAGGUCAUCGACAGCAUCAAGGCGCGCGUCGAGCAGGCCUGCUUCGGCGUCGUCUCCUGCGCGGACAUCCUCGCGUUCGCGGCCAGGGACAGCGUCGCACUGGCCGGCGGGAACGCGUACCAGGUGCCGGCGGGGCGCCGGGACGGGGCCGUGUCGCGCGCGUCGGCCACGAAUGGGAACCUCCCUCCGCCGACGGCCAACGUCGCCCAGCUAACGCAGAUCUUCGCCUCCAAGGGGCUCACCCAGAAGGAGAUGGUCAUCCUGUCCGGGGCGCACACCAUCGGCGCGUCGCACUGCAGCUCGUUCAGCAGCCGGCUGUCCAGGUCGGGCACGACGGCGGGGCAGGACCCGACCAUGGACCCGGCGUACGUGGUGCAGCUGGCGCGGCAGUGCCCGCAGGCCGGGGACCCGCUCGUGCCCAUGGACGCCGUCUCCCCCAACGCCUUCGACGAGGGGUUUUACAAGGGCGUCAUGGCCAACCGGGGCCUGCUGUCGUCGGACCAGACGCUGCUCAGCGACAAGAACACGGCCGUGCAGGUGGUCACCUACGCCAACGACCCGGCCACGUUCCAGAGCGACUUCGCGGGCGCCAUGGUCAGGAUGGGCGCCGUCGGCGUGCUCACCGGCAACAGCGGCAAGAUCAGGGCCAACUGCAGGGUCGCCUGAUCGGUCGUGCAUGCCAUGGCACGCGAGUUGUAGAUUGAUUUGGACCGGACGUGGUAGCUUAGCUUAUUUGUGACUUGUGUAUGGUUGUGCAAGAGCACUGUAUUCUUUGGCUGAUCGAUCUGUAUUCUUUUCUUUACCCCCUGAGGUGUGUCUUUUGAGAGAACUGUAAUUAGAACUUAGCAGCAGUGCUUGUGUGCCAAAUGGUGCUUAAUUAAUAAGAAGGCGAAUUGUUUCGUAAUAAAA
Messenger RNA from Phragmites australis (common reed), 1450 nucleotides. RefSeq names its product peroxidase 5-like. Gene Ontology annotation, biological process: hydrogen peroxide catabolic process; response to oxidative stress. Gene Ontology annotation, cellular component: plasmodesma; plant-type cell wall. The record is from RefSeq and is a predicted model, not a curated record. The transcript is spliced from 3 exons. The coding region runs from base 227 to 1207 and encodes 326 amino acids. Gene Ontology annotation, molecular function: heme binding; peroxidase activity. NCBI's taxonomy places the organism in Eukaryota, Viridiplantae, Streptophyta, Magnoliopsida, Poales, Poaceae.